Molecule: messenger RNA, 958 nt
Organism: Antrostomus carolinensis (chuck-will's-widow)
Lineage: Eukaryota; Metazoa; Chordata; Aves; Caprimulgiformes; Caprimulgidae
Gene: DCN
Product: decorin
Exons: 2
Molecular function (GO): protein binding
Source: RefSeq, a predicted model, not a curated record
AUUGGGUCUCAGCUUCAACAGUAUUUCUUCAGUUGAAAAUGGUUCUCUUAACAAUGUACCUCAUCUGAGAGAGCUCCAUUUGAACAACAAUGAACUUGUCAGAGUACCUAGCGGGCUGGGUGAACACAAAUAUAUCCAGGUAGUCUAUCUUCAUAACAACAAAAUUGCUUCAAUUGGUAUCAACGACUUUUGCCCUCUUGGCUACAACACCAAAAAGGCUAGCUACUCUGGUGUCAGUCUCUUCAGCAACCCCGUGCAGUACUGGGAAAUCCAGCCCUCUGCUUUCCGAUGUAUCCAUGAACGCUCUGCAGUACAGAUUGGAAACUAUAAAUAGAUGUCUAAAGAUGGGUUCGGUUGUGUUUCAGCUAAAGUACCUGUUGUAAUAGGCCUGUUCAAAAAAUUGUUGCUAACAAUUAGUACCAAAUACCAAAAACUUAAAUUUAAAGUGGAGAUGAUCCACUGAUGUAGAAUAAAUGAAUCAUUACAGAUGUACAGGAUCAAGCAUACCAUCAAAAAGAAUUGCCAACUCUGCUUUAAACUGACUUAUUUCAGCCUUCUUUUCCAGCAUGCUUUCUGUGGUAUUUUUCAGUUUGCUGAAUGCCACAGGUUUUCAAAUUCCACUGUAUAUGAGAUUCAGAGUAAAUAUUUGUCAAGCUAUGGUAUAAAAAACAAAAAAAAAAAGAAAAUAGUGAUUGAGGUUAUUUUUAUAGCCAUACACACACACACACACACACACACACACAAAAAAGGGGGAGAGAAAAAAGACCCUCAAAUAAUCUUGAGACUUGAGAAGGUGAGAGUUAUCUCCUUUAAAUUAAUUUCAAGCCCUGGAGGUUUAAAAAUAUUCACUAUAACACUAAGCUAAUUCUGAAUGUAUCUAUUUAGCAGAGGCAAAUAAUGUUGUUGCUAAUGUCAUUAUUCUGGGAAAAAAAUAAAAUAAAUUCAUAUUGUACACAUA